AUCAACGUAAAAAACUUCAAUUUAUUCUAACGCCUUGAAAUUCUAAUUAUACCCUUAAGACAAGACCCUCAAACGCUCUUGGCUUGCUCUAAAGUCUGAACUAAUACUUACCAAAGACUGGAAGAGUAAUUUGGUCAUUUCACUUUAACCCGUCACUUCCAAAGCUCUUACUCGUAUCCUCCAAACGUUUAACACAAACAAAAAACGACACUGUCCAAAACCUCAAAUUUGCUCCGAGAGUUAAAAAAUUUUUAAAACAAUUUCACAUAUUCAAAAGAAGUACGGAAGAAAGAAAGAAAAUAGAAAAUCCGAUCUUCUUCUUAUAGAAACAAACAACCCGAUUCGUCUCUACUCAAUUUCACCAGAUCUGAUUUCCCUCAAUUUUCAUUUCUCGAUCCCAAAAAACAAACAGCAAACCCUAAAAAUAUCAAAAGAGGGGAAACCGAAAAUAAAAAAGCUAAGUUCAGGUUCGAAUUUGAUUUAAUCGAAGGAAUUUUUUUUGUUUGUUCUUUUAAAAAAAUCUGUUAUGGCCGACGCGCUCUCCGUGAUUCCCGCCUCCGUUUUACGCUAUCUCUCCGACAAGCUGUACGAGAAGCGGAAGAAUGCGGCCCUAGAGGUUGAAGGAAUUGUGAAACAGCUGGCGUCGUCGGGAGAUCACGAGAAGAUAACGGCUGUGAUCAAUUUGUUGACCACUGAAUUUACCUACUCGCCACAAGCCAAUCACCGUAAGGGAGGAUUGAUAGGUUUAGCUGCUGCCACUGUUGGAUUGACUUCUGAAGCCGCCCAACAUCUUGAGCAAAUUGUGCCGCCAGUGCUUAAUUCUUUUUCUGACCAAGAUAGCAGAGUUCGUUAUUAUGCUUGUGAAGCUCUAUAUAACAUUGCAAAGGUUGUCCGAGGAGAAUUUAUCAUAUUCUUUAAUCAGAUAUUUGAUGCAUUAUGCAAGCUAUCGUUUGAUGCUGAUGCCAACGUACAGAGUGCUGCUCACCUUUUAGAUAGGCUUGUGAAGGACAUUGUUACUGAAAGUGACCAGUUCAGCAUUGAAGAAUUUAUACCAUUGUUGAGAGAGCGCAUGAAUCUCCUGAAUCCCUAUGUUCGUCAGUUUUUGGUUGGAUGGAUAACUGUACUAGAUAGUGUUCCAGAUAUUGACAUGCUGGGUUUCCUUCCUGAUUUUCUUGAUGGUUUGUUUAAUAUGUUAAGUGAUUCUAGUCAUGAAAUACGGCAACAAGCUGAUUCAGCACUUUCAGAGUUUCUCCAAGAGAUUAAGAACUCCCCGUCUGUAGAUUAUGGUCGCAUGGCUAAAAUACUGGUGCAAAGGGCCGCUUCUCCUGAUGAAUUCACUAGGUUAACAGCUAUCACUUGGAUAAAUGAGUUUGUAAAACUUGGUGGAGAUCAGCUUGUUCCUUACUAUGCUGACAUACUGGGAGCCAUUCUCCCCUGCAUAUCUGACAAAGAAGAGAAAAUUAGAGUGGUUGCUCGUGAAAUCAGUGAGGAGCUUUGUGCAAUCAAGGCUGAUCCAGCAGAUGCUUUCAAUGUGGGAGCCAUUCUCUCCAUUGCGAGGAGGCAACUGGAUAGUGAGUGGGAGGCCACCAGAAUUGAAGCAUUGCACUGGAUAUCAACCCUUUUAAACAGAUAUCAUUCUGAGGUCUUGUGUUUGCUAAAUGACAUAUUUGACACCCUUUUGAAAGCUCUAUCUGACUCUUCUGACGAGGUGGUGCUGCUCGUUCUUGACAUUCAUGCAUGCAUAGCCCAAGAUCCUCUACAGUUCCGCCAGCUUCUUGUUUUUCUGGUGCAUAAUUUCCGGGUUGAUCAUUCUCUUCUGGAGAGGCGUGGUGCUUUGAUAAUCCGUAGACUUUGUGUUCUCUUGGAUGCUGAAAGGGUCUACUGUGAGCUAUCCACCAUACUAGAGGGAGAAGCAGACCUAGAUUUUGCCUGCAUUAUGGUUCAGGCUUUGAAUUUAAUUCUACUCACUUCUUCUGAGCUAUCCGAUCUUCGGGAACUUUUGAAACAGUCACUGGUUAAUGCUGCUGGAAAAGAUUUAUUUGUUUCUUUGUAUGCUUCAUGGUGCCAUUCGCCCAUGGCAAUUAUAAGUCUUUGUUUAUUAGCUCAGAUGUACCAGCAUGCAAGUGCUGUGAUUCAGUCCCUGGUCGAGGAAGAUAUUAACGUCAAAUUCUUGGUCCAGCUUGAUAAAUUGAUUCACUUGCUUGAAACUCCAAUCUUUGCUUAUCUGAGAUUGCAGCUUCUUGAACCUGGAAGAUAUAUAUGGCUGCUGAAAGCAUUGUAUGGUCUUUUAAUGCUGCUUCCACAGCAAAGUGCUGCAUUCAAGAUACUGCAAACUCGUUUAAAAACCGUGCCAUCAUACUCCUUCAAUGGUGAUCAACUCAAACGAGCAUCAUCAGGCAACCCAUACUCCCAAAUUUUACAUCACAGUGGAUCCCAAAUCACUGAGGAUGGUGACGUAAACCAAGAUAAUGGGAAUGUACCCAAUGGAAUUAACUUUGCUUCAAGGCUGCAACAGUUUGAGCAAAUGCAGCAACAACACCGUUUGCUUGCAAAAUCACAAGCACAAUCACGAAACAGUUCCACUUCAUUUUUCAAGGAGGGGCCAAAAGCUGAACCCCGGUGGCCUCCAACAUCUUACAUAAACAGGCCUCGUUCAAGAUCGUCUGGGAGAGGCCCAGGACAAUUGCAAAAUUAAUAGUUGUUACUGGUGCCUAUUGAUAGUUCAAGGUCAAUUGUACUAUGAUCUCAAGAUGUUUGAGCCACAGGUGAGAUAUCGUAUAGUUUGUAAAAAUUGUAUAUCAUAAUAGUUUGCUUAUCUCAAACUCAUGGAGGUUGGGAUGGGUGAAAAUUGGGUUUUGAAUAUAAACUUGGGGCUAUUCUUUUUCCUUUGUAAACAGGAUACGCCCAUGUGGUUCUGUUAUUUUUUUAUUGAAAAACCACAUGGAUUAGAGGCAGAAAAUGAAUUUAGAAAAUAUAGUGGAUAUAUGCAACAUUAGAAAUGGAUGCUUACCUU
Molecule: messenger RNA, 3013 nt
Organism: Durio zibethinus
Lineage: Eukaryota; Viridiplantae; Streptophyta; Magnoliopsida; Malvales; Malvaceae
Product: protein VAC14 homolog
Biological process (GO): phosphatidylinositol biosynthetic process
Cellular component (GO): PAS complex; endosome membrane
Source: RefSeq, a predicted model, not a curated record